Messenger RNA from Pseudovirgaria hyperparasitica, 1662 nucleotides. Its product is annotated as cytochrome P450 monooxygenase. The transcript is spliced from 5 exons. The record is from RefSeq and is a predicted model, not a curated record. Lineage: Eukaryota; Fungi; Ascomycota; Dothideomycetes; Acrospermales; Acrospermaceae. Gene Ontology annotation, molecular function: oxidoreductase activity, acting on paired donors, with incorporation or reduction of molecular oxygen; heme binding; monooxygenase activity. The coding region runs from base 1 to 1587 and encodes 528 amino acids.
AUGCUACCUCCACUAACCGAAGCCGUAGCCGGCCAAGUGCUGGUCAACAAACUCCUCCAUGUCUCGCACAAACUCUCCAUACCAUCCCUUCUGAUCGUGACAGUUCUCAUUAGCACCGUCCUCAUUCUCGCCAUCAAGAAUGUCCAGUCAUCUCCGUACCCCCUACUCAAUGGCAAGAAAGGCUUCGAGCUCCUGAACACACGACCUAAGAAGGAAUUCAUGGCCCAUGCGUGGGACAUGAUCUCCAGACAAAUCAAGGCCGCCCCAGACGAGAUCUUCCGCGUCAUCGGCGAGGUGGGCGAGAUCAUCGUGCUUCCGCCCAAGUAUGCACAUGAGCUGCGUAAUCAUCGCGAUCUUAGCUUCUCUCAGGCUGCAUAUCGUUGGUACUAUGGUCAUCUCCCCGGCUUCGAAGGCUUCAGAGAGGGCACCACGGAGAGCCAGGUCAUGAAGCUCGUCGCUCGACACCAGCUCACGCACCAGCUUACACUAGUUACCAAGCCUGUCUCCGAGGAGGCGGCUGCCGCACUGCGAGAUAUCUACACAGACGACAAAAACUGGCAUGAAGUCGAGAUCAAGCCAGCUAAUCUACAGCUCAUGGCGCGCAUCACAUCACGCAUCUUCCUGGGCGAGGAGAUGUGUCGCAACCCAGACUGGCUCCGCAUCACCGCCACAUACACCGUGCAAGUCUUCCGCGCCGUCGAAGAACUACGCUACUUCCCCACCUGGCUACGUGAUGUUGUGCACUGGUUCCUUCCCCAGUGUACCGCAGCGCGCAGAAUGGUGCAGGAGGCGCGCAGUCUCAUCGAGCCGUUGCUGGAGACGAGGCGUUCGAAGAAGACAGCCGCGGCGCUCAAAGGCGAGAAGUGUGAGUAUAAUGAUGCGAUUGAUUGGUUUGAGGGUCUGGCGCGGGAAAAGCAGCUGCAGUAUGAUCCUGCUACUGCGCAACUUUCGCUGUCGGUGGCGUCACUGUAUAGUACGACGGACUGCUUUACACAGGCGCUCCUCGAUAUCGCCGCUCAUUCAGAGUUGAUCGAGCCACUACGCGAGGAAAUCGUGCAGGUGGUAGGGAAAGGCGGCUGGGUGAAACACUCGCUAUACAACCUCAAACUGAUGGACAGCGUCCUGAAAGAAAGCCAGCGUCUCAAGCCCAUCGCCAUGGCAAGCAUGCGACGAUACACGACCAACGAAAUCACGCUCUCCGACGGCAACGUGCUGCCCAAGAACCGCUUCACCGUCGUCUCUGCAAACCAGCACUGGGACGCCGCAUUCUACGAGAAUCCCGAAGUCUUCGACGGCUACCGCUUCCUUCGCCGACGGCAGGAAGGGGACAAGACAAAGGAGAACCUGUCUCAGCUGGUCAGCACAACGCCUGAUCACAUGGGCUUUGGCUAUGGCCUACAUGCGUGUCCCGGCCGCGCGUUUGCCUCCGAGGAGAUAAAGAUUGUGCUUUGCCAUGUGCUGAUGAAAUAUGAUAUCAAGACUGUGCCUGGCUCGGACCUGACGCCGCGUCGGUUUGGGCUUAAUAUGACGGUUAAUCCGACGGCCAAGGUUGCCAUUCGGAGGAGAGAUGAUAUUGCUAUCAUCUGAGAGAUGGGCGUCGCAGGCGCCAGAAUGGUAAAGUGAUGUUUGAUAUGUGGACGCCUGAACCUUUUAUGAUUGAAC